Messenger RNA from Nerophis lumbriciformis (worm pipefish), 2007 nucleotides. Lineage: Eukaryota; Metazoa; Chordata; Actinopteri; Syngnathiformes; Syngnathidae. The record is from RefSeq and is a predicted model, not a curated record.
AUGAAAGGGGGCCACCGGCAACGGGCAUGCGGGUGUCAGCACCUGUUUGGAAAAUUGCUCCGUAAAUGUGGAUGCUGUUUUGUCCAAGUCAGAGCGGAUUCGUACUCCGUGGCGACUGUUGAUGGUUCCGUUAACCCGGCGCUGGGCCCUGUGCCCCAGCUGGCCUCCGGCAGCUCCAGCCCCGGCUCUGGAGGAUCAAGGCACCCCGUCAGCACCUUGAAAAAGUGGCUCACCAGUCCAGUUCGUAAACUAAGCUCCGACGCCAGAGGAGCAAAUAGGCGGGUAGAGAAGCAGAUGUGCAGAUCGGACGGGAGACCGCAGCCAUCGCUCCUCUCCCAGCCAAGGCCUUUGGACCUGCAUGAUAGCAACUACACAAUCCUUCCCUCUGCAGAUGGAGUAUGGAAAGACAACCCGUUGAGUCCUAAAGCUUCAUCUCCUCUGCAGCCUUCCCAUCAGAUUGACUUAUCGGACCUUCUGCAAGGCGGAGAUGCUCAGAGUCUUAGCUACCAUACCAGUGUCAACACUCUCCAAGCUGACGACGUGAUGGAGGAUGCUGGAAGCCAGUGGUCUGUCGCGGUGGACAGUGAGGAAGAGAGAAACAUUGCCUUUGAGAAGAGUCUGUAUGUGCUGACAGAGCUGAUCGAGACAGAAAGGUUGUAUGUGGAAGAUCUUGGACUCAUUGUACAGGGCUAUAUGGCGACCAUGACCAAUCAGGGCGUUCCAGAAGACCUUAAAGGGAAAGAGAGGAUUGUUUUUGGAAACAUUCAACAGAUCCAUGACUGGCAUAAGAGUUAUUUCCUGGGCGAGCUGGAGAAAUGUGUGACAGACCCAGACUCUUUGGCCGAGCUCUUCAUCAAGCAUGAACGUCGUCUUCACAUGUAUGUGGUUUACUGUCAGAACAAGCCCAAAUCAGAGCAUGUUGUCUCUGAGUACAUUGAGACCUUUUUUGAGGAUCUCAGGCAGCAGUUGGGUCACAGGCUGCAACUCAACGACCUGCUGAUCAAGCCGGUCCAACGGAUCAUGAAGUAUCAGCUUCUGUUGAAGGACUUCCUAAAGUAUUACAGCAAAGCAGGACGGAAUGUAAAGCAACUUCAGAGGGCAGUGGAGGUGACUUGUUUUGUGCCUAAAAGAUGCAAUGACAUGAUGAAUUUAGGCAGGCUGCAAGGCUUUGAGGGUAAAAUCACAGCUCAGGGGAAACUUCUUCAGCAGGAUACUUUCUCUGUGAGUGAGCAGGAAGGCUGCAUCCUGUCCAGACCCAAAGAAAGGAGGGUCUUCCUGUUUGAGCAGCUGGUCAUCUUCAGCGAGCCAAUUGAUAAGAAAAAGGGAUUUUCUUUACCAGGCUAUACGUUUAAAAACAGCAUAAAGGUCAGCUGCUUGGGUGUGGAGCAGAAUUCCGGCGAGAGCCCAUGCUCUCUCGUCCUGACAUCCCGUGGGACAAAUAGCAGCGUGACUCGCUUUAUCAUGCAGGCAUUUUCUCCAGAAAUACAACAAGCUUGGCUAAGUGACGUACUGCAGAUUCUAGAGACCCAAAGGAACUUCCUUAAUGCCCUUCAGUCUCCGAUUGAGUACCAACGCAGGGAGAGCAAAUCAAACAGUCUCGGCAGGAACAUGAAGUCUCCGAGUAGCCUGCAGCCUUACUCAUCAGCGUCUAUGGACCGCCACCAGCAGCCCGGCCUGCUGGCUUACAACACCUCUCUUCCAUCGCUACAUCCGCAUCAUCACAGCCCAGCUGUGAAAGCAGUUUCUAACCCAUGUGCCACGACGCAUCAAGCGACCCGCCUUCAUAUGUCGUCAGAGCCACAGCUAACUUUGAGUCCUGAAGCGACUGGAAGCCACGGGAUGGCAAUUUCUCUGCCACCUUGCAGCCAGCACAGCAUGCAGGUUAACGUGGUAGCCCAGCUUCUGGCUUGGUUGUCAGAGCAUCCGCCUGCCAUGCUGGACGCGUCGUACGCGUGGGUUCGAGAUCUGUACUGGGCAAGGGAGACGGAUCGUGUCGCAUGGCGCUAA